Medioppia subpectinata is the source of this 1155-nucleotide messenger RNA. NCBI's taxonomy places the organism in Eukaryota, Metazoa, Arthropoda, Arachnida, Sarcoptiformes, Oppiidae. The record is from the annotation of a GenBank genome assembly.
GUGUGUCCGCAGAUCAUAUGCCGGAGCGAAAACCCCAUCACCGAUGAGGUGAAGGAGAAGAUAUCCAACUUCUGUCACGUAGACCCGGAGCAAGUGGUCUGCAUUCACGACCGGUCGUCCAUAUAUCGGGUGCCUUUGGCGCUGGAAGAGCAACGCUUGGCCCACUUCUUCGCCGACCGCCUGCAGCUCCAGUUGCCUGACAUACCGGCCCGACAGCUGAUGUGGAAGUGGCGCCAAUUGGCCGAUCGUCACGACCAGAUGACCAAAGAGGUGACCAUCGCGUUGGUCGGCAAAUACACGCGUUUGCAGGACUCGUACGCGUCGGUGAUUAAAGCGCUGCAACACUCGGCGCUCAACAUCCACUAUAAGCUCCACCUGACGGUCAUCGAGGCCGAGUCGCUCGAGCACCAGACCAAGGCUACCGAUCCGGUCAAGUACUACGAGGCCUGGCAAUCGCUCUGCAAAGCCGAGGGUGUGUUAUGUCCGGGCGGUUUCGGCGACCGCGGCGUUGAGGGCAAGAUACUGGCCAUCGAGUGGGCCCGCAUUAACCGCAAGCCAUUCCUGGGCGUAUGCCUGGGUAUGCAGUGCGCUGUCAUUGAGUUCGCGCGCAAUGUGUUGCGAUGGGACGGCGCCAACAGUACCGAAAUGAACGCCGAGUGCGCGCACCGAGUGGUCAUUGAUAUGCCCGAACAUCACGGCGGAGAUAUGGGCGGCACUAUGCGUGUCGGCCGCCGCACAACCAUUUUCUCCGACAAAUACCCGUCGAUAUUGAGGCAACUGUACGGUGACGUCGCGUCGGUGGACGAACGCCAUCGCCAUAGGUAUGAAGUGAACCCGGAGUUUGUGGAGGCGUUCAAUGAGGCGGGACUCAGGUUUGUGGGUCAGGACACCGAUGGCCAGCGCAUGGAAGUGAUGGAGUUGGCCGAACACCCGUACUUUGUGGGCGUUCAGUAUCAUCCCGAGUAUUUGAGUCGACCUCUGAAGCCCAGUCCACCCUAUUUGGGUCUCUUGUUGGCCGCUUGUGGUAAACUCCAGUCCUAUUUGAAUCGCGGCUGCCGUCUGACCCCCAGAGAGCCCGGAAGCGACUUCGAGUCCAGCGAUGAAGAGUUUAGUCUAAUUAAGGAGAAUGUUUACCAUAAAGUGGCCGAGAAUUGA